This is a messenger RNA of Morus notabilis, 1141 nucleotides long. RefSeq names its product protein ENHANCED DISEASE RESISTANCE 2. Lineage: Eukaryota; Viridiplantae; Streptophyta; Magnoliopsida; Rosales; Moraceae. The record is from RefSeq and is a predicted model, not a curated record. Bases 311 to 727 code for a protein of 138 amino acids. The transcript has 6 exons.
CAGAAUGGUUCUGAUUUCUAGAAUUCUUAUACCAAACAUGCUUACAGUCUCGAACAAGUAAGUAUUUAUUAAUUACGUUGUUUUAAAAUAAAAAAAAUAAAAAAAAAAUGAAAGAGAGAAAGUCCCUCCUAAUUACGCUUUCUCAGUUGACCGUUUUAUUUCUCCAGACGCAAUUACGAAACACUUUCGUUCUCUCGUUCAACGCAGUUUUGAAAAUAGAGAAAAGAAAUAACACAGCCAAACAGAGAACAGACUCUUAGGUCGCGUUCUUGAUUUUUUUUGUUUGUUUUUGGAAUCCGCCAUUGUUGUGAUGUCGUCGGAAGUGGAGUGUGAAGGUUGGAUGGUGCGGUGCGGAGGGUGGAACAUCAUCCAGUCCAUUAACAUGCGCUACUUCGUGCUCAAGUCUGGGCGCCUCGCCUACUACAAGAGCAAGCCUCGAUUUUAUCAGGCGCCGAUCAGAACUAUGCAUAUCGAUGGCAACUGUAGAGUAGAAGAUCGGGGCUUGAAGACCGUUAAUGGACAUAAGGUUUAUGUUCUGUCUGUGUACAACAAGGAGAAUUAUGACAAGAUUGUGUUGGGAGCAUUUAAUAUCGAAGAGGCACUACUCUGGAAGGAAAAAAUUGAACUUGUAAUUGAUCAGGAUUCAGCUCAAGCAUCACCUUCCGGUGCUCGGAUGAGUUUUGCCAGUGAUCGGUUUAGCGUCGUCACUGAUGAUAUUGAGGACUGAAUGAAAUACAUUCAGUUGUUUUUUCGGCUUCUAUGGGCCUACAGAUAGCCAAAUGCCUUGGGGAUUCGAAUUUAUGGACCAAGGUGGAGUUGGUUUGUCAUCUCAAUUCUCAUAUAUAAAUUUUGCUUUUCUACUUCCUCUGUGAACAUGUUAGAUCCUUCUUUCCGCUCAUGCCUUUGUUUUGUUCUCCUUUCGUAAUCUCAUGCUUGUGCACAAGACCGGAGCGGCGGAGCCAUUGCUUGCGCAAAUAAAGAUGUUGAUUGUGAACUCUAGACCAUAUGCAGUGGACCAACCAAAUCCUUCUCUGGAUUUGUGGUUCUCUUUCUUACUUUUUUUAAUUUAAUGUAACAGAACAUGCUCGAUCUUCCGGUACUAUGUUUAACUCAAAAAACUUGUUAUUUUGUUGUUUCAAUG